AUGUCUGGCAAUCUUGGGCGCAGGCUGUACACCUCCUGGAGGACCACGGAAUUAUUACCUGGACGGGGACUGCAAGCAACACGCGUCUCAUUCUUACCACAUACGCCUAAUACAAAAAGCCCAACAGUCAGUCUCUUCAGCAGACAGACCGUGAACGGAAUUCAUUCAUCUUCACAAAAUCCAAUCCACGUUACGAGACGAUUUGCUUCCCGGGGCUUCCAGGUAUUUGGUGCCUCUUCCAUUCACACUGCGGGGACACCGCGCGCCAUUCCUCUGGAGAGGUUGAGACCGCAUAAGGUCUCAACACUGAAUAGGAAUUCUCUGGGCAAUGUUUCGCGACUCGCGCUGAAGCGUGGUUUUCAUACGGGUCAAGAUGCCCGGGGACAGAACGAUUUACGGAGGAAUACAAAAGAUCUUCAUGACGGGCGCUCUUCCCCGGACCGUCUGAUUAGGGAUACCGACUCUGCCGUCCAUAAUGAAAGCCAUGGCCCGGACCAGCAGCUGCAUGAGGUGCACCCAAAGGCUCAAUCAAAUCGCCAUCUAAUGGAUCGUUUGCCGCACAUACCCCAGUUGCACCGGCCCACGAAAGAAGAACUGUUGGCUGCAGCAACUGGAUUCUGGUCACGGCUCAAAGUCCGAUUCAAGUGGUUCUCUAUAAGAAGCGUGAGGCCAUUCAAUCUUGACGAAAUAACCGCUCUCUUUUCCUGGGUGCUGUUGGGACAUGUGGUUUGGGUAGUCUUGGGUACAACCACCUUUUUCUCUUUGCUUAUUAUCGCAAUCAAUACCGUGUUUGCUCAAGAAACUUUGGCUGGCUGGAUAGGCAAUUAUCUCACCAAGUCUUCCGGGGUAAAGGUUGUGUUUGAAUCGGCGAUCGUCCCGAAAUGGGGAGAUGGUGUGAUUACCUUUAAAAACGUCUUUGUCUCAAGGCGGCCAGGACAAGGAACGGGACAUGUAAGUAAGGGCUCAACGAAAACUGCCGCUGCUGUAGCUGCCGCUGCUGUUCGCGGUGAUCAAUCUACGCCUGAAAUGCCCGACCAGCGAGUCCUUUCGGACGAGGAGGACACCAAUUAUACCCAGUUUGAUGUGUCAAUCGAGACAGUCAAUGUCACACUAUCAUUUACGAAAUGGAUUAACGGUAAAGGACUGCUCCGUGAUGUGGAGGUACGGGGUAUCCGCGGAGUAGUCGACCGCCGAUAUGUUCAUUGGUCGGACGACGAUUUGGAUCCUAAGUCAUAUCGACACGAGCAUAAUCCCGGGGACUUCGAGAUUGAUUCAUUUAAGAUGAGCGAUGUGCUGGUAACCGUAUACCAGCCAGAUAACUUCAGGCCUUUCCCUGUUAGUAUCUUCUCCUGCGACUUGCCUCAACUGAGAAAGCAAUGGCUAUUCUAUGACUUCAUGUCUGCCAACAUGAUGUCCGGAUCAUUUGACAAUUCGUUGUUUACAAUCCAUCCUCGACAAACCCAUAGCUUUACCGGUGCACAGCUGGAUAAUGGGGCGGAGGACGAUGGUAAACCUAGCCCAUGGAAGAAACAUAACAGGAUUCGCGUUGACGGGUUGAAUAUUGAUCAUUUGAACCGCGGAGUCCAGGGCCCAUUUUCCUGGAUCCACGAGGGAACGGUCGACAUUGUCGCCGAUAUCAUGUUCCCAGCGGAGAAUGAUGAGAGCCUUGCGAAGGUUAUGGCCGACUUUUAUGACCGGCUAGAAGCGACGGUCUCGUCUAAUCGGGAUCUUGACGCAACCACAUCCGAUGUGUCUUCGUCAGACGAGGUCGCUUCUGAAGACGACAGACGAUUCCUAGUCACGGACCUUCGCCUCCACUUGAACAAUGUCAGGGCCGUCGUUCCUCUAUUCACGCGUGAUCUUUCUUAUAUCAAUAACGCACUUAUCCGGCCCAUUGUCGCCUACAUAAAUUCAAGGCGCACUUUCAUCCCUGUGAACUGCCGUCUUGUCAAACGAGUCGGAGAUUUUGAUGGCAGCUGGACCACUUUUGAUAGCGGUUUGAUGGACGACCUUUCGGCUGCAGUAUAUGACGCCUUCGCCCGAGAUGUGGUUGAUGAACAGGCUCGGAAGCGACGUUUCAAGAAAGUCGGCUUCUGGUCACUUCAACUGGCAGCCCAGGCCAUUUUCAUGGGCAUGGCCGGGAAUAUAGCAUAG
Aspergillus ibericus CBS 121593 is the source of this 2154-nucleotide messenger RNA. RefSeq names its product mitochondrial distribution and morphology protein. The coding region runs from base 1 to 2154 and encodes 717 amino acids. Gene Ontology annotation, cellular component: mitochondrial inner membrane. Lineage: Eukaryota; Fungi; Ascomycota; Eurotiomycetes; Eurotiales; Aspergillaceae. Gene Ontology annotation, biological process: mitochondrion inheritance. The record is from RefSeq and is a predicted model, not a curated record. The transcript is spliced from 3 exons.